AACUCGACGAUGCACGUUUUCAAACGUUCAAGGUCGUACCUCGUAACGAUUGGAUAGGAACAAAUUGUUAUUUACAAAGUACUGAAUAAUCGAUUGUUUGCAUCUGCACUUUGAGCUUGGUAACCGCAAUUCGAUAGGCACUCAUUGGGCAAAGAGCCUAUACUCAACUGAUAAUUCACUCUAACUCAAAUCCAGCCAUCUGAUCGAGUUCCGCCUAACGAUGUCGAAUGUACAGAUCUCGGUGGGAAGUGGAUACUCUUCUUUGACUGGGUUUAUUUUUCUUUUUAACAUUAUUGUGGGCACUGGCGUUUUGACACUUCCAGCAGCGUUUCAGGAAGCGGGAUGGUUGAUCUCUGCAUGUGUUGUAGUUAUUCUGUGCUUUUUGAGCUUUCUAACUUUUACAUUUGUCAUUGAAGCGUUAUCUAUAACCAAUGCAUUACACAAAUCUAAAUAUCUACGUGAGGGUGAAGAGCAUGAUGACAAAAAAAGUUUGGUUGGUAGAAUGUCUGGCGGUACGUUAUCAACCCUUUUAUAUGUUUUCAGAAGUUACAACUAGAAUUGCUCCAAGUGACUUCGAAAUUACGGAGAAAUACGAACUUGUUAGUGUUUUCUGUUAUUGUAAUACAUCUAUUCAGGGUCAAAUGUCGCUCUUUUAUUUUGGUAAAGUGGGGAAUGUUUUGAUGUACAUCAACAUUUGUGCGUAUUUAUAUGGUGACCUAACCAUUUACUCUUCAGCAGUUCCAAAGUCGUUACGCAAUGUUAUCUGUUCUUUUAAUAAUUCACGGGAUUCUUUGUCGGAUUCAGACCUUUGUUGGGGAUCGUCAUUCCUCACUCGCUUAGAUGUAUAUAGGAUAUUAGUUGUUUGUUUUGGUGCAUGUGUUUGCCCAUUCUUGUUUUUCAAUGUAAUUCGUUCUCGAUGGCUUCAACUACUGACCGUUUGUCUACGAUGGAUUGGUUUUAUUUUGAUGUUGAGUUUUUCAAUUGAAAGAGCUAUUAUUCUGCGCAAAAAUUUUACAGUUGCAACGUUUCACCAUAAUGUUAGUAUGUAUUGGAAUCCUUCAAUCUAUUCAUUACUUAUAAAAUCUGAACCAGUUCCAAAACCACCAGCCUUUCAACCUCAAAAUAUACCAAGUUUAUUCGGAGUUUGUGUGUACGUAUUUAUGUGUCAUCAUUCUAUACCUGGUAUUGUAACUCCUGUUAGAGAUAAGAGUAAGAUACUAUGUAGAAUAUUUAUACCUGUCUUCAUUACAGUUCUAUUGUUUAACCUCUUAUUAUCUACUACAGCUAUCAUUGCAUUUAAUCAUAUUGAAGAUAUUUACACAUUGAAUUUUCUACCAAACAAUGAAUUCAUCGAUAUAUCACAAAUUCCUUAUACAUUAGCUUUGAUAAUAGGUUAUUUUUUAUGUUUAUUUCCUGUAUUUGCGUUGACUUCAUCUUUUCCAAUAGUUGGCACUAGUUUACUUGGAAACAUUUUUUCUUUAUGUAACUUUUUCUCUGUAUUCGGAAGUGAUAAAGCUCAAAACAUUCUGAAGUACACAUUACCAUUUGUCGUACUACUGCCACCAUUAGGGAUUGCAUUAAUAACUAAUAAUGUUGGAUAUUUGACUGGUUUUACCGGGGCAAUUUUUGGUUCAGGUAUACAGUAUAUAAUACCAGCGCUGUUAGUAUUUAAAGCACGUCGAUACUUUACAAACUGCGUUCCUCUGAAAGAAUCUAAUCUUGAAACAACAACAGAUCUACAGCAAAGUGAUGAUACCACAUCGGGAACUGUUGGUGAAGAAAUGAUACAACCAACUUCCAGCAAUAAUAAUACGGAGAAUAGGAAUAUCAUAUAUGGUUCAACAAAUGACAUAACAACACCACAUUCUGUUUCAAUUAUAGGAAAAUGUUCCAACCAUCAUUUAUUGUCUAUUUCAAUGCAUGCAUCACCAUUUCAGCACUUUUUCUGGAUAAUAAUAGCUUUGAUUUGGGCUUUAUUUUGUACUAUCAUUGUCCUCAUUGACAAAAUACACCAUCUUUGAACGCUACGUUUCUUAGGAUUUCAUUUUUUCUGAAAAAUCUAAACAUGUUUUACUCCUCUUUAUCAGGACCUCUUUGUUGAUUAUGGCUACUUUCACUGAAUUACAAUAGUGAUUUUAUACUUUUAACCAAUACUAAGUUGAUUAAAUUAUAUAUAUUACACAUGUAACUAUGUGUUCCAAUGUUGUCUAGUUGUAGUAUUUUUAUCUUUUAACUAUUAGUAAGUCGACCG
Messenger RNA from Schistosoma margrebowiei, 2251 nucleotides. NCBI's taxonomy places the organism in Eukaryota, Metazoa, Platyhelminthes, Trematoda, Strigeidida, Schistosomatidae. The record is from the annotation of a GenBank genome assembly.